AUGAGGAUACUAAAACAAACCAAAGUGAUGUUUUUCUUGUUAGCUCUGAUAUCGGCAUCGUUUUUCAGACACUCUGAAGCACAUACGAAACAAUGCUCGACCGUCGCGAUAGAUAACGUGCCGGGAUGUUUUGAUGCGAUAAAAGCAGCGUCAAAUGGAGAUGGAAGAUUGUUGAAAAGUAGUGGAAGUUGUUGCACAGCAAUAAGAUCAACACUUCCUAAGCUUUGCUACUUCGAUGUUUAUCCUGGCAAAAGUUGGGCUAUUGACUACUUCCAAACCAUUUGUAAAUAUUUGUUCCCUCCUGCCUAG
This is a messenger RNA of Thlaspi arvense, 309 nucleotides long. NCBI's taxonomy places the organism in Eukaryota, Viridiplantae, Streptophyta, Magnoliopsida, Brassicales, Brassicaceae. The record is from the annotation of a GenBank genome assembly.